This is a messenger RNA of Caenorhabditis elegans, 1420 nucleotides long. The record is from the annotation of a RefSeq genome assembly. NCBI's taxonomy places the organism in Eukaryota, Metazoa, Nematoda, Chromadorea, Rhabditida, Rhabditidae.
AUGACAAUUUUUUUCAGGGAAGAUCAGUUCAGUGAAAGAGACAAACGCUUUUUUGGCAUUCCAUCGCCUUCUCAUGGAAAGAUCUUCUUGUCGUCACGAAACUUGGUUCGAGUGCUGGCUGAAUCUGUUGAACCAGUCGGUCAGGCAGGAAAUGAAUGCUGGUUUGCCAAAGACAAUCAGCGAGAAUGAUGAUCGUUCAUACAACGAUUGGACAAUGGAUGGAUUCGCGAUCGAUCGGCAAUGGACGACGACAAUGAGGGCGAAGGAUCCGAUAGUAAACUCCGCAUCGUCAUGGACGUCUCACAGCCCGGCGGGUCCCAUGCGGACAACAGCAAUCCGUCACGUAAUGUAGGAGAACGUGUCAAGGAUCAUGCUCAACAAGGAGAAGAAGUCGGAGUUCAGCAAGAACAUGAUGGCAAUCAGGAAGUGGAAGUGCCAUAUGAGAUGGAGGCAGAACGUGAAGAACGAGUAGCACGAGAAGAACGGGCAAAACAGGCAAAGAAAGAGCAGUAUCAACGGGAAAUUGAAGAAGAAGAUCGAGCACUUCGUGAUCACGAGGGAUUUGAUGAUAAACUGAAAAAUCUACUCCCUGGUGGACUACAGACGCCCAGACCUACAAAGCUGGAACCUAAUCCGAAGCUUGCUGCUUUGUUCAAAUUCUUAGAGAUAUAUCAGGGCUCACUCAUUGAGAAAGCAUUCGAAUUUUCUAAUGACAGAGUCAAGAUAAUUGCUUAUAUUCCACAUGACGUCUCAUUGGAACUAAAAGAAGGCAACUAUGACAAAUCACUUGCACUGAUCCGAACCAGACGAAUGGCUAAAAUGAUGGGUGAACUUUGGGAAGAGGAAAGAAAACUUUUCGAGGAGGAAAAUAGAAAGAGAGCAGGCAUGAUAAAAUACGCAAAACGCUGUGAUGUAAAUCGACAACCAGUUCAAAAAGUCAUGGAGGAUAUUCGUAACAUGUACUGCGAUCUGAUGUCAUGUCUAUCACGACGAGAAGCUCUUAUCCGACAGGAAGAAAAAGAUCGACAAAUGCUCUUGAAAGUUGGCUUCAAAAUCUGCAAUGACUGGCUUCCGGACGGCAUCCACAACAGACCAACACCAAUUGAUUUGUUGAAGCCUCAUGAGCGGAAGAAGCUUGCCCAUGAUACAAAGAUGCUUAAAUUUUAUAUCAAGUUGACACAAUCAAUGCACGAUAGUGGAGUCUCAAGAAUCAAAGAAUACCAAAAGCAAUUUCAUCUCAGAAAAGGCCCAAACUUGCAAUAUGGAAUCAACAAAGUACUGACGGCACAACAAUUCACAGAUCCUCCCAAACAGCCAGAAGAUAAAACGUUAUACGAGUGCAGUUAUGCAACACAAAUACGCACUACUUGUAUUUUCUAUGUGAUCCUGAAAAACAAUAAAUUGUUCUGUAACUUGCUUG